Molecule: messenger RNA, 963 nt
Organism: Pelagomonas calceolata
Lineage: Eukaryota; Pelagophyceae; Pelagomonadales; Pelagomonadaceae
Source: the annotation of a GenBank genome assembly
AUGGACGCGGUGGUUUCGGCACUUCAGAAGGGCGACGUCUCGUUCAUGAAUGACGUCGAGGCCGUGCGCGAUUUUCUAGAUGCUGGUUGGGACGCCAACAAAAGACACGAGGAUUAUGGAGUUACGCUCCUUCAUUUCACCGCUGCGUACGGGGACCCUAAAGUCGUUCAGCUCCUUCUAGGGCACGGUGCGCACGUUGACCUUAGAACCGGCCGCGUACUGCUACGUGAACGAUCCUGGUCGACCUGCGGGCGCCUCGCACCAGGGCGGCGUCGAGGCGAAAGCAGCAGUCUACGGCGUCGCCCACGCGAUCUAUCCCACCGCUCGUGCAUCAAUCCGCCGCGACAACUGCCAGGACGAGUUGACGCGGCUCUGCGGCGACGUGCCUCCGCCGCCAGAUUUCCGGACGAACGCCACGUGUCAGAAGGCGCGGCGAGCAGUAGCUGAGGAGUGGCGCGCGGCGUUCGACGCGGGGCCGGCGCCCGAAGGCUACGGCCGCGCCGUCGGCGUCCACGUCCGCGUGCCGGAGGGAGGCGCGGCGCUGGGGCACCUGGAGCGCUACGCGAGAGAAAUUGCACGACUUGCUGGCCGGGAGCAACGCGACGGUCGUGGUCUUCGGCGAGCGCUCCGGCGACACGAUCAAAAUCGUCCAGAGCCUCGGGCCCCGCACCGUCGUCGUCCCACGAGGGCCGGAGCCCCCUCGGCGACCUGCGGGCGAUGGCGCACGUGGGGAUAUUAGCGGUCCACGGCUCCUCGUUUUCGGUCAUUGCCUCGAUCCUGCGCGCCGGCCCGGCCAUUUCGGAGCACCGCGCGCCGAUCCACGGCCGCUACGCGGGCAACACGUACCCGUGCCAACUCGGCGACUCGUGGUGGUGGUCGCCGGGCUUCGGGCGGGACGACUGCCCGGAGGGAGGGUUCUUCAAGCGACCGGCUCGCGGCGAUGGCGGGGACGGGGUACGGUAA